CGUGAUGGGAUCAAAUUCGCAUGACGUUGGACCCAUAUUAGGACCAAAAAUGAAUACACCGGACUUCUAAAUCGGAACGAUCUGAAAUCAUUUUUCUUUCUAUUUGUAAGUUUCGAUGUUUAUUUGUUUCUCACUCUGAUUUUUGGAUAGAUCUGAUCUACGCGAAAUUGAACAAAAAUGGCAGCAGGAGGACCGGAUCCGUUGUUUGGAUUAAAGAACAGUUUCUACUUGGGUGCAUACCAGGCAGCCAUCAAUAACAGCGACAUCCCCAAUCUCUCCACAGAAGACGCCGUUGAGAGGGACACACUCGUUUACAGAUCGUACAUUGCCCUUGGCAGUUAUCAGCUUGUGAUAAAUGAGAUCGAUUCAUCGGCAGCAACGCCACUUCAAGCCGUAAAAUUGCUUGCUUUAUACCUCUCGAGCCCCGACAACAAGGAAAUUACAAUCUCUAGUCUCCAGGAGUGGUUAGGAGAUCCAGCGAUCGGAAACAACCCUAUCUUGCGUCUUAUUGCUGGGAUUAUAUUCAUGCAUGAGCAGGAUUAUAAUGAAGCUUUGAAACAUACAAAUGCAGGGGGAACCAUGGACCUGCAUGCUUUGAACGUUCAAAUUUUUCUGAAGAUGCACAGAUCGGAUUAUGCCGAGAAACAAUUGAGAAUCAUGCAACAAAUAGAUGAAGACCACGCACUUACUCAACUUGCAAAUGCAUGGUUAAAUUUGGCUGUGGGUGGUUCGAAGAUACAGGAAGCAUAUCUUAUUUUUCAAGACUUCUCAGAGAAAUAUCAGAUGACUAGCUUGAUCCUGAAUGGGAAGGCUGUUUGCUGCAUGCUUAUGGGAACUUUUGAUGAAGCAGAGUCACUUUUGCUUGAAGCUCUAAACAAGGAUGCGAAGGAUCCAGAAACUCUUGCCAAUUUGGUUGUGUGCAGUCUUCAUCUGGGAAAGCCGUCGUCACGCUACCUCAGCCAAUUGACAUUAUCACACCCGGAUCACAUACUUGUCAAACGUGCAAAAACUGCAGAAGAGAGUUUUGACAGGGCAGUACAGACGAAUGCUUGACGAAUGGACCCUUCACAAGAUAUGAGAUUGUCUUAAUGUCGGUUCUAGUCUCUUACACCAAUAUGACGAGUAUACUUUUCUUUAACAUCCCUUGAAAACAUUUGGAGUUGUCCAGACAACUACUUUUAUGAAGUUCAAUUUGUUUAGAUGUUACUUUUGCCCGUACACUUUUGGAUGUUAGAUUUUGUUAAAAUUCAAUUUACAGAGCUCCUGGUUUUGGCUUCAUUGAAUAUAAAAAUGUAAAAUGUUAUAAUUGCUUAAUGGAUUGCGUUGCUAUGCGGAGUUCUUAAACAAA
Molecule: messenger RNA, 1348 nt
Organism: Olea europaea var. sylvestris
Lineage: Eukaryota; Viridiplantae; Streptophyta; Magnoliopsida; Lamiales; Oleaceae
Product: coatomer subunit epsilon-1-like
Exons: 7
Coding region: 178-1053 (291 amino acids)
Biological process (GO): endoplasmic reticulum to Golgi vesicle-mediated transport; intra-Golgi vesicle-mediated transport; retrograde vesicle-mediated transport, Golgi to endoplasmic reticulum
Cellular component (GO): COPI vesicle coat
Molecular function (GO): structural molecule activity; protein binding
Source: RefSeq, a predicted model, not a curated record